Salvelinus sp. IW2-2015 is the source of this 2784-nucleotide messenger RNA. RefSeq lists its product as uncharacterized. Lineage: Eukaryota; Metazoa; Chordata; Actinopteri; Salmoniformes; Salmonidae. Gene Ontology annotation, molecular function: protein binding. The record is from RefSeq and is a predicted model, not a curated record.
UUUUCUACCAUGAAGCAGUAUAGACAUGCUGCACUAGAGACCACCACAAACCAAUCAGGGAUCACCGGACAGCAGCAGACACAGCAUGCCUUCAAGCCUCCAGAUUUAACUGAUAAAAUACAGUCUGACCUCCACUUGUUCACCACAUCCAAUGAAGACAGAAGAGAUGGAGAGAAAUUCAAUUUUAUUGUUGCAGCUAUACCAGAUGUCACCUUUCCUGGAUCCCGCAUUGGUCUGUAUCAAAAUGGUCGUCUUAUCGGCCGUAAUUUCAAGCUUGGAUCAAAGCCAAAUCCAGCCGAAGUAACAGAGAUUAAACAGAACAGCUUCACUCUCAAAUUUCCUCAGUCAAAGGUCACGAGRCCUGUGAAGUACAGAAUAGAGUAUACCGCACAAAGUGAUGUUCAAUGGACUGUUAGAUAUUUACCAUCUGAUCCUGGAUCUGUGGGACRGGGUCCUGACCACUGUAACACUUGUAAGUUGCCUGGUUUGAAACCUGACACUAAAUACCAGGUUAGAUACAGUGCUGUGGACAGCUCUAGUAUGAGUGACUUCAGCAUGGUCACCAUGGUAAAGACAAACCCGAGGUCCACACCCGGACAGCCCUGUGUGAAACUGGUGGACGGAGAAAAUGUCAGAGUCACAUGGCGGAUAGCGGAAGAGGAAGAUGGCGGUCCCGUGCUACGUUAUGCCGUGGAGUUCAGAGAGGCYGGGCUUGAAGGCUGGUCCAGUGUGUCAACAACGGGGCCUGAACYUACAUGCAUUAUAUCUCAGACCUCCGGUACUUGCUACCGAGUCAGAGUCUCUGCAGUCUAUGGAGAGGGGGACACAAGUAAACCCAGCACAGAAACAGACGUCCCUGUAAAUGUCUGGUCCAUAGACCUCUCACAAAGGAAAGCCUCCUUCCUCCGAGAUGUUCUGAAAGUCCAACCGGAGAAGAAACCAGUAGAGCUGAAGGGCUGGUCAGAUGACGAGAGUGAAGUGAGGAGUUUCCUUCAGUGUCUGCCCUACAUCUCACAGCUGAGGUUUGUGAACAACAACAACAAUGCAGGCGUUAUCCAGUUUGUGCUCAAUCUGAGUGUCGCAGCAGCAGACCAUGAUGCAGGGACAGGAUGGAGUUGGUCGAAGUUCCUCUCUCUGGUAUGGAGCUACAGCUCCUUCCCAUUCAAUGAAGAUGUCCAUCCUUCAGAGCAAUGUGUCUUCCUUCUGGAUCUUUACUCGUGUGCAAUGGCCUCUGGGACUAAAAAGGGCAGGAGUCUCAUUCCAUUACUUCGGCCAGUUUACCAGUCAGCUCCAGCAGUCUGGUAUGUGAAUCUUGCUAGAAGAAAGGCCUCCGUCUUCCUCGAAGUUCUGAAACUCCAACCAGUGAAAAGGCCAAUGCAGGUGAAAUGCUGGUCAGAUGAAGAGAGUGAAGUGAAGAGUUUCCUUCAGUGUCUGCCUUACGUCUCACAGCUGAGUUUCAACGACAACAAUCUUGUACACUUCCUACAUAAAAAUAGAGAGCAGGCCCAGCAUUUUGCCGCUCUCUUCCAAGCUCAUGGCUUUACCCUGUCAUUGGGAGGAGAGUUACCCAGGCAAACCUGCACUUCUGUGGGGAGAAUCUUGGCCCUCUGUACCUCAGGGGUGAAACUCGGUCUCACACCCAGCAAGAUUUCUCUCAGAGGAGCUUCGAUUCUCUUCAGACAUCCGUUGAUGCUACACAACCUCAUACUAAAUGAGAUCAUGACCGUGAAACUGACCAGACUGCUUGCGACUGGUAGGGUCAGUGCUCCAAUGGGGAUUAAGGAGCUUUCGCUGGUUUUUGAGAACUCACAGCUAUUGGAGGAUGUGCUUUCUAGGGUCCUGAGUAGUGUGGCGUCCCUGCUGAGACUCUGGACUGCGCAGUGUCUGGACCUGACGGAGUGCACUAUCCACGGUCACUCUCUCAUCCUGCUGCUGGGUCACCAGGGCCCUCUGAAACUCAAACUUUGUCCAGACACUCUGCAGCAGCUGGCUGUAGUUGUGCAUGAKGCUCAGGACAAGGACCUGACUCAUUCAUUCUUAAAGAAAGUUGGUGGAGACCUGACCUCUUGCAGGCUGGACUGGGAAGUGCUUCUUUCUCUGCUGCAGCAUUCAACCCACAACAUCACUGUGAAUCUCAGAGAGAACAGGCUUUCAGAGAGAAACAUCAAAGAUCUUCGUCCCUUUCUGGGCAGGAUUAUUUUKAAGAGUGUUGAGAGGAAUCUGCUGCUGCUGUUCCUCCACUGCUACMCUGCCUCAAAGUUCCAGCCAGGGGCAACAGCCCUGCUUGGGGCUCUGCAGCACAGGCUGGACUUCUCCUCCUCUGUGGGCCUGUCAACAAAGGACCAGGGGAAGCCUCUGUGUCUGAGCUCUGCUGACUGCAAGGUCCUCGCCAGAGUCCUGAAGCAGAGCCGUUGCGCCACAGAGCUGAUCCUACGCGAUUGUGAGAUUUCAGACAGAGCACUCAGGAAGCUGCUGCUGAAAAUCCCACGCAGAGURAAUCUCAGCCCCAGUAAAGCCAUAUUGGUUCAACUUGUACAAACUUGUAACAAGAAUAAUGCAGUGCAUCAUGCAGGACCCCUGGUCAGAGCCCUGGGUGGGGAGAUGGACCUCAGUGAGACCAAGCUGGAUCAGAAGGCCUGUAGAUCUCUGGCCCUGGUUCUCGAGCAUUCAAAGGGGUUGUCAGAACUGGACCUCAGCCGCUGCCAACUCACAGACCACCACCUACAGCCUCUGCUCACACACCUGCACAAAGUCCAAGUCCUGGAGUGAGUGUUUUAAAGAUCA